Messenger RNA from Cheilinus undulatus (humphead wrasse), 2199 nucleotides. It is a transcript of the gene sirt1, whose product is annotated as sirtuin 1. Lineage: Eukaryota; Metazoa; Chordata; Actinopteri; Labriformes; Labridae. The coding region runs from base 20 to 2095 and encodes 691 amino acids. The transcript is spliced from 9 exons. Gene Ontology annotation, molecular function: NAD+ binding. The record is from RefSeq and is a predicted model, not a curated record.
CUGCACAGUGCGGUUGAAGAUGGCGGAUCAAUACAGCACUCCGGGAAUAGCUUUUUCAGGCACCUUCGAAAAAGAGGAACCAGCCAAAAAGAGGUCGAAAGUCAGUUCGGCGACUAACUACAGAUCCAAAGUCGCUAGAGAAGACCAGUCUUCAUGUACCUCUGCGGUCGCGGAGAGCUGGGAGCCGGCGGUAAAUAGUACGCUGCCAGCGGAGAAGAAAGCAAAGCCGGUGAUGGCGGUGGAGCAGGCCACAGCGGCGCUAGAAGUAGACAACAAUGGACUGGGACUGCUGAGCUCAAAGCCGCGGAAAGCAGUUGUGACAUUAAACGCCAGCGCAACACUUUCGACAAACGAGGAAGGUGCUGAUCUUGGACACGAGGAUCUCACCUCAAACGGUUUGGCUGACACACCAGAGCACAUCAGUGAGGAAGAUGACAGAUUGUCCCAUGCAAGCUCCAGUGACUGGACUCCUCAACCACAUAUAGGCUCCUAUGGUUUUAUCCAGCAACACAUCAGGGAUUCAGAUCCCAGGACUAUUCUGAGGGAUUUACUGCCUGAGACUGUUCUACCACCAGAUUUGGAUGAUAUGACAUUGUGGCAGAUAAUCAUCAACAUUUCAGAUCCUCCAAAAAGAAAAAAGCGGAAGGAUAUCAACACCUUAGAGGAUGUGGUCAGACUACUUCAUGAGAGUAAACGGAUCCAAGUACUGACUGGUGCCGGGGUGUCAGUUUCUUGUGGGAUACCAGACUUUCGCUCCAGAGAUGGGAUUUAUGCACGACUUGCUGUAGAUUUUCCUGAUCUUCCAGAUCCUCAAGCUAUGUUUGACAUUGAGUACUUCAGACGAGACCCAAGACCAUUUUUUAAGUUUGCAAAGGAAAUUUACCCAGGUCAGUUCCAGCCAUCCCUUUGCCACAUGUUUAUAUCAAUGCUUGAAAAGCAGGGAAAGCUGCUGCGCAACUACACACAAAACAUUGAUACACUGGAGCAAGUCGCUGGAAUUCAGCGGAUUAUCCAAUGUCAUGGGUCAUUUGCUACUGCAUCUUGUCUUGUCUGUAAACAUCAAGUGGAUUGCGAGGCCAUAAGGGAAGACAUCUUUAACCAGGUUGUUCCUCAUUGUCCACGAUGUCAAGAUAUUCCCCUAGCAAUCAUGAAACCCGACAUCGUCUUCUUUGGAGAGAAUCUUCCUGAAAUGUUUCACAGAGCCAUGAAGCAGGACAAAGACGAGGUGGACCUGUUGAUAGUCAUUGGGUCUUCCCUGAAAGUCCGACCAGUUGCCCUCAUCCCAAACUCUAUUCCACAUGAAGUGCCUCAGGUCCUGAUAAAUAGGGAGCAGCUGCCUCACCUCAAUUUUGAUGUGGAGUUACUCGGGGACUGUGAUGUCAUUGUCAAUGAGAUCUGUCAUCGGUUGGGUGGAGACUUUGAGGAGCUUUGUUGUAAUACAGAAAGACUCUCUGAAAUCACAGAGAAACCCCCUCGGUUACCAAAACAGCCACCGAGUGAGGCCUUGCCAGCUGAGAACAUUGCAGAGCAAGGGUCAGAGGAGCAGAAGCAACAUUUCUUGGGUUCAGUAACUCAGCCCAUUGAGGAAACUGAGGGUCAGAAUGUGACGGUGACUGCUGGAAAUAGUGCAACACCUCCCAAGCCUUGUGGAAAUGUUCGUCUCUUUGAAGUAACAGCAGAGCCUUCAGCUGAAGAUGCACUUCAAAAAGAGGGAAGUAAAGUCAAGAGCCAAACCUCUGAUGCUGAAAAUCCUAGAAGAUGCUGGAUGACUCAGAUCAACAGAAGUCCAAUCAGCAAACGCCUUGAGACUGGCCAGUACCUGUUUCAGGCCCCAAAUCACUAUCUCUUCCAUGGAGCUGAGGUUUACACUGAUUCUGAAAAUGAGACGUCAAGUUCCUGCAGGAGUGACAGUGACGCCUCUGACUGCAGCGCAGAUGGGAUGGAGGAAGACAGCGAGACAGAGGAAGUCACGCAUGCAGUGGAUGGAGUGACUUCCCUCAAAGACACAGUUCAGCAUGCUAACGCUAAUGAGCCCACAUCAAGUGUGCAGAAAGACCAUACUUCCUCAAAAACUGAGGGUGACCACUACCUUUAAAAGUCAAUCACCCAUGUCCCAGCACUAAUUAUAUGUAUAUGUGCGUUUCGUAUAUUUUUCACAAUAGUUAUUUUCAUAAAGUUGCAUUGGAUUGUUAAACUUAA